Sesamum indicum (sesame) is the source of this 4820-nucleotide messenger RNA. Its product is annotated as receptor-like protein kinase BRI1-like 3. Gene Ontology annotation, biological process: protein phosphorylation. Lineage: Eukaryota; Viridiplantae; Streptophyta; Magnoliopsida; Lamiales; Pedaliaceae. Gene Ontology annotation, molecular function: receptor serine/threonine kinase binding; ATP binding; protein kinase activity. The record is from RefSeq and is a predicted model, not a curated record.
CUCAAGAAGUAAUACGUGAGAGAGGAAAGGCGUUGAUGCUCUCCCCGUAAAAGAAAGUGAGAGGCGCACAAAAAGAAGGAAAAAGAAUCAAAUCCCAAGUUUGACUGGAACCCCCACCAGAUACGUGAUCAAACACACCAUUUCACUUCAUCAAAAAAUCCUCCUCUUUCUCUUCUUUUUUGCCUUCCCUCUGAUUCUUAAUUUGUAGACACAAACAAACACACACACACACACAUUGAUACAGAUUGUUAGUGAGCUGUAUAGUAGUAGUAGUAUAUUAAUGGAGUUCACAAAUUGUCUGUGAGAGCCGACAGCUCUGAACAUCGUACCCGAAAGCCAAGAAAGGGUCAAGACAGCCUUUUUUUUUUUAGAGUACAGACUGAACUGUGGAGUGUCUGAGUCUGGUGGUGGUGCUGGUGGCUGAAUUUGGGUGAGUGGUGUGUUGGGCUCAUUUCAUUCUAUUUACGUAGUACCCUUUUCAUUAACAAACUCUGAGAGUUGUCUGUGUUGUUGUACAACUCGAACUUCAAAGGACAGGGGGGAGUACUUUGGUGUAUUGUACCCACUGAGAUAUAAACACCUGUCCUAUUUCCCUCCACCACUGUAUAUGGACUGCUCCUGGUAAUAAGGGAAGAACUUCAAGAAAGGUUGGGAUAUGAAGAGCAGGGGUGAAUAAUAAACAGUUGGGGUUGGAGAAAGUGGCGAAAACAGGGGGAGGAGGUGGGAGAAUAGAAUCUGUGCAGAAAAAAUCAACCCCAAAAUAUCAAGAAGAUUGAUCUUAUGCAGUUGGAGGGAUUCAAUACAAUACCUGCAGAGAAGGAUGAACAACAAUCAAAGUGCGAUCAAGAAAGCUGCUUUUCUGACAGUGGUUCUUAUGGGUUUUUGCUUCAUGGGAUUAACUGCGAGAAAUUUGUCCGCAAAGCCACAGAAUGAUGGAGGUGAAGUUGGCAGCUUAUUAGCCUUCAAGAAGUCAUCAAUUGAAGCUGAUCCGAAAGGCUUCUUGAGCAACUGGCUCCCAUCUUCUUCAACCCCAUGUUCUUGGAAUGGCGUUUCGUGCUCUGAUGAUGGCGGCCGAGUCACGAAGCUCGACUUCACAAAUGCAGGCCUAACUGGCCACCUUGAAAUCUCUGAUCUCAUGGCGCUGAACAGUCUCACCACGCUUCUUUUCAGUGGCAAUUCUUUCUAUGGAAAUCUUUCUUCCUCUGCUAAAUCUUGCAGCUUUGAGUUUCUGGAUUUAUCUCUCAAUAGCUUCUCAGAGCCACUUGCCGCAGACUCUUUGUUCAUCUCUUGCAGUGGACUUGCUUAUUUGAACCUCUCCCACAACUCAAUCUCAGGUGGGAGUCUCAAGUUUGGACCUUCUCUUGCUCAACUUGACCUCUCCGCGAACAAGAUUUCCGAUUUAGGCCUGUUGAGUUCCCUUCUUUCCAAUUGCCAAAACUUGAAUCUGCUUAAUUUCUCAAGCAAUAAGUUGGCUGGUAAGCUAGAAACCACUCUCUCCUCUUGCAAGAGCCUCUCGGUUCUUGACCUCUCCAACAACCAUUUGUCCGGUGAACUACCACCUGCCUUCAUGACAAACUCAAUGGCGUCUUUGAAAAAUCUUGAUCUUUCAAGCAAUAACUUUAGUGGCAAUCUCCUCAGUUUCGACUUUGGGGUUUGUUCAAAUCUCACUAUACUUAAUCUCUCCCACAAUGGUUUCUUUGCUACUGGAUUUCCGGCGAGCUUAACGAGCUGCCAGAGCCUUGAAACUCUAGACGUUAGCCACAACUUAAUCCAGCUCAAGAUUCCAGGGGCCUUGUUCGGUAAAAUGAAGAAUUUGAGGCAAUUGGUAUUGGCCCAUAAUGAGUUCUUUGGAGGUAUUCCAGAAGAGUUGGGUGAAAUAUGUGGAACACUUGAGGAGCUUGAUCUUUCUGCUAACCAGCUAACCGGUGGGCUUCCGUCAAACUUCGUCUCUUGUUCUUCACUCUUUAGUCUAAAACUUGGUAAUAAUCAGCUCUCAGGCAGUUUUCUAGAUACUGUUGUGAGUUCUCUUACGAGUCUUAAGUAUCUGUCUGUUGCAUUCAAUAACAUUACCGGUCCGGUGCCACGUUCGUUGACGAAAUGUACUCAGCUUCAGGUUCUGGACCUCAGUUCCAAUACUCUGACAGGGGAAGUACCGUUUGAGUUUUGCUCAAGAACACCAGAUGCAGUUCUUGAAAAAAUGUUGCUGGCUAAUAAUUAUCUCUCAGGAUCAGUGCCGUCCGAGCUCGGACUGUGCAAAAAGUUGAGGACAAUUGAUCUCAGCUUUAACAAUUUGAAUGGUUCAAUCCCACAGGAAAUCUGGAACUUGCCAGAGAUUUCGGAUGUAGUCAUGUGGGCAAACAAUCUCACAGGUGAAAUUCCUGAAGGCAUUUGUAUCAAUGGUGGGAAUCUUCAGACCCUGAUUCUGAACAACAAUUUUAUAAUGGGAAGUCUGCCGAAGUCCAUUGUCAACUGUACCAAUCUAAUUUGGGUGUCGUUGUCCAGCAACCGGAUUUCUGGGGCAAUCCCUUCCGAUAUUGGUAAUCUUGUCAACCUUGCUAUCCUUCAGCUUGGAAAUAAUUCUCUAAGUGGAGCAAUUCCAUCAGGAAUAGGCAACUGCCGAAGCCUGAUAUGGCUAGAUUUGAAUAGCAAUGAGUUGACAGGUCCCCUUCCCAUGGAGCUUGCUGCACAAACUGGUCUUAUAGUGCCUGGAGUUGUUUCAGGAAAGCAGUUUGCCUUUGUCAGAAAUGAAGGUGGGACGGAAUGUAGAGGUGCCGGGGGACUAGUCGAAUUUGAAGGGAUUCGUGCUGAUAGGCUGGCGAAUUUUCCUAUGGUUCAUUCUUGCCCAUCAACCCGAAUUUAUUCCGGUGUAACAGUUUAUACUUUUGCAGGCAAUGGAAGCAUGAUCUACCUCGAUCUCUCCUACAAUCACUUGUCAGGGACAAUCCCUGAAAACUUAGGAGCGAUGAGCUUUCUGCAGGUUCUCAAUCUGGGGCACAACAAUAUAACUGGAGAAAUACCCUUCAGUUUUGGUGGCCUCAAGAGUGUUGGAGUUCUCGAUCUCUCCCACAAUAAGCUUCAGGGAUUCAUACCAGGGUCAUUAGGGGGCCUCUCGUUUCUCAGCGAUCUUGAUGUUUCUAAUAAUAACCUCUCAGGGCCUAUUCCUUCUGGAGGGCAGCUGACUACUUUUCCGGCCUCAAGAUACGAAAAUAAUUCCGGCCUUUGUGGGGUUCCUUUGCCUCCUUGUGGCUCUGCAUAUGGCCAUCGUGCAUCACACUCUUCUAACCGAGGGAAGAAGCAAAGUAUGGCUGUAGGAAUGGUGAUCGGUAUUAUGGCUUCUGUUACGUGUAUACUCCUGCUUCUAUAUGCACUCUACAGAGCCAAGAAAAGCCAAAAGAUGGAAGAAAAGAGAGAAAAGUACAUUGACAGCCUUCCAACCUCUGGCAGCAGCAGCUGGAAACUAUCCAGCGUUCCAGAGCCUCUAAGCAUCAAUGUGGCCACAUUCGAAAAGCCAUUAAGGAAGCUCACGUUUGCACAUUUACUUGAAGCCACAAACGGAUUCAGCGCCGAUAGUUUGAUUGGUUCUGGCGGUUUUGGUGAUGUCUACAAAGCACAGUUGAAGGAUGGCACUGUUGUUGCUAUAAAGAAACUAAUACACGUGACGGGCCAAGGAGACAGGGAAUUCAUGGCAGAAAUGGAGACGAUAGGGAAAAUAAAACACAGGAACCUCGUGCCCUUAUUGGGAUACUGUAGGAUCGGUGAGGAAAGGCUUCUCGUUUACGAGUACAUGAAAUGGGGAAGCCUGGAGGCAGUUCUUCACGACCGGGACAAAAUCGGAGGGACGAGGCUUGACUGGCCAGCAAGAAAAAAGAUCGCAAUUGGAUCAGCAAGGGGCCUCGCAUUUCUUCACCACAGCUGCAUACCACACAUAAUCCAUCGUGAUAUGAAAUCUAGCAACGUGCUUCUAGACGAGAACUUUGAGGCGAGGGUGUCUGAUUUUGGAAUGGCAAGACUAGUGAACGCCCUCGACACUCAUUUAAGCGUGAGUACACUUGCAGGGACUCCAGGUUAUGUCCCUCCUGAGUAUUACCAGAGUUUCAGGUGCACGACUAAAGGAGACGUUUAUAGUUAUGGCGUAGUCUUACUUGAACUUCUAUCAGGCAAGAAGCCAAUCGACACGUUGGAGUUUGGAGAUGACAACAAUCUUGUUGGAUGGGCAAAGCAGCUGCAUAAGGAUAAAAGGAGUCAUGAGAUACUGGAUCCUGAACUAAUAACGAGUUUGUCAGGCGAUGCUGAACUGUACCAUUACCUCAAAAUUGCGUUCGAGUGUCUGGACGACAAGCCUUACCGGCGACCAACGAUGAUCCAAGUUAUGGCCAAGUUCAAGGAGCUGCAGACAGAUUCAGAAAGCGAUAUACUUGAUGGGAUCUCGGUGAAAAAUUCAGUGAUCGACGAAUCACAAGAAAGGGAACCUUGAUGAUAUGGUCUCCAGUUCCACAUUUUACCACUGUAAAUAAUACAUAGCUUAAGGAGCAGAAGGUGAUGGCAAAGGAUCAAUGCAAGACACAAACUCUGGUUGUUUUUUCAUUACAGGUGCUGAGAUUGAGGAAAUUUUGUGCCAUCUGCAUUGAAAAUGUUGUUUCCUGUCAAAAUUUUUGCAGACUGAUGAGGUUUAUUUACUCUGUUAGGAUGUUUAAGCCCUUGUCAUGUGUAUUCCACUGAGGUCCAAAACUUCUUGUUGUUAAUACAAAUCUAUGAUUCAAUGUUGUGAGAUCACAGUCCUGUUGAUAUACGAUGUAAAUAAACGUCCCAAAUUGAUUGUA